Aedes albopictus (Asian tiger mosquito) is the source of this 1101-nucleotide messenger RNA. RefSeq names its product elongation of very long chain fatty acids protein AAEL008004-like. Gene Ontology annotation, biological process: fatty acid elongation, monounsaturated fatty acid; sphingolipid biosynthetic process; very long-chain fatty acid biosynthetic process. Gene Ontology annotation, cellular component: endoplasmic reticulum membrane. Gene Ontology annotation, molecular function: fatty acid elongase activity. NCBI's taxonomy places the organism in Eukaryota, Metazoa, Arthropoda, Insecta, Diptera, Culicidae. The record is from RefSeq and is a predicted model, not a curated record. Bases 229 to 1038 code for a protein of 269 amino acids. The transcript has 4 exons.
ACCGGUGGCCGCUCGCAGUGCAGUGCAUCGUUGACCUACGUUAACAUCGUCCCAACGGUUAGAAUUAAUUUGAAUUGAUUGGCGUGGACGACGCGAGUGCGCGCUACCUGACGAACGUCGUCGACGUUGUUGGCGCAAUUGGAACCAGUGCGAUUAGUGGGCUCAAUCGAAUCGGUGCCGGAACAGCGCGGGCCACUGACUGACUGACUGCAGAACGUGUGAAACAAGAUGGCGCUGGUGCUGAAGGCUCUGUACCAUGGGUACGAUCGGUACCUCUACGAUGCCCAAGAUCCUCGCCAUGCUGACCACUUUCUAAUGAAUCCCCCAUGGCUUCCAGUUGCAAUCAUUGGUGGCUAUUUGUAUUUUGUACUGAAUUUGGGGCCCAAAUUUAUGGCCAACCGAAAACCGUACGAUUUGAAAUUGCUGAUGCAAGUCUACAACAUUCUGCAGGUGCUGGCAAACAUUUAUCUUUUCAUUGAGGGAAUUAGAAUUUUAUACAGUAAUAAUAUUUCGUUCACAUGCCAACCGGUGGACUACUCAAACAAUCCAAUAGCGCUACGAGAGCUUCGACUGGUGUACCUGUACUACUUGCUGAAAGUGACGGAUCUAUUAGACACGGCCUUCUUUGUGCUGCGCAAAAAGCAAAGUCACGUCACGUUUCUGCACGUAUACCACCAUUCCGGCAUAAUGCUCGGAGCGUUCGUCUACAAUCGAUUCUUCCCGGGAGGACACUUCUCGAUGCUGGGUCUGUGCAAUACGCUGGUCCACGCGGUGAUGUACUUCUACUUCUUCCUGACGGUGUCUCGGCCGGAACUGACCAAGAAUGCCAACUGGAAGAAGUACAUCACCCUGAUGCAAAUGAUUCAGUUUGCCUAUCUGGUGCUGCACUUUGCGACGCCGAUCGUCCUGGGGCUAGACUGUGGCAUUCCGAAGUUCUGGCUGUGGUUGCCGCUGAUCCAGAACGUGUUCAUGAUGGUGCUGUUUUGGGAUUUCUACACCAAGGCGUACGGGCGGCGGAAGGUUAAGAAAACUGAGUGAAGAAAAUGUAGUGUUUUGAAAUCGUUUGUUGAAAAGAUUAUAUUUAAAAUUAUUUUAAUUUGA